CACUAACUAGCUUUACAAUUAGGCCCUUAUAUUUAGGUAUAUGUAAAAGAGAAUGACAAUUAGCAUUAAGGCCAGUUUGGAAUUAGGAUCUGCUGAUACUGAUGGAGGCAAGAUUUGUCCAAAGCCAGAGAGCAGCCUUUGACACCAUGGUGCCCCUCCUUUUGAAGCACCUGGCUACCUCCCUGACUCACCAAGUGGCCCAGAUGAGCCGGUUAAAUAUGACCUUCUCCUCACCAGCAGCUAGUGCUUACAGAUGUCUCUGCACCCUCACCACAGCUCCCCGCACACUGUUCCUGUCAUCAACCAGAGUCAGCUCCAUCCAGCCCCCCUCGUCUGGCUCCACUGCUCAGUGUGGACCACCUCUGUUGGGACAGUGCCAGUAUCUUCCCUGCAUCCAGCCCUCUGCAGGGAUGAAAACCAAGUCUGCCCUGAAGAGGCGCUGCAAAGACUGUUUCUUUGUGCGACGGAGGGGACGUUUGUUUGUGUUCUGCAAGACAAAUCCGAGACACAAACAGAGGCAGGGCUAAAGUGUUGAAGGAGUAUUGAGAAGAUUGUUUUAAGAUUGUAGACAUUUAGAAGAACUGUGCUGCAAAAAUAAAUGGUUUGGCUUAAGAAUAUGCAAAGCUCAUGACACAUUAUGAGUUAUAAUGUUCUGUUGACGUCAUGUUCUUCCACAGCAUUUUAUAUAGUAAAGCUAAAAUGAGGUUUAGUUUAAAUUAAGUUAAACUUGAGCAUAAUACAUUUCUCUUAAGUAGAUAAAGGCAUAGUCAGCAAUGCUUUGAACAUAUAGUGUAAAUUAUAGGUUUAUGCAAGAGUACAAGGUGAAAUGGAAAUAAAAAGGCAUUUAUCUGUUUCUCUAUA
Molecule: messenger RNA, 861 nt
Organism: Micropterus salmoides (largemouth bass)
Lineage: Eukaryota; Metazoa; Chordata; Actinopteri; Centrarchiformes; Centrarchidae
Gene: mrpl36
Product: mitochondrial ribosomal protein L36
Exons: 2
Coding region: 102-527 (141 amino acids)
Biological process (GO): ribosome biogenesis; translation
Cellular component (GO): mitochondrial large ribosomal subunit; ribosome
Molecular function (GO): structural constituent of ribosome
Source: RefSeq, a predicted model, not a curated record